AUGGCAAAUAAGUGCGGCGCCUGUGGUCGUUUUGCUUCUACAAUAGACUCGACAAAAUGCUCAAGUUGCACUCAUUUAUUUCAUCGCAAAUGUGCUAGUAUUCCUAUUGACGGCCGAAUAUCAAAUAAAUGGCAAUGCAGCGGUUGUAAGGCAAAAAAUGUAUGUGCGAGUGGGGUGAACACAAUUGCUACGCCUAGUUCGUGUAGCUCGGGCGGCACGGACACAGAGUUCGGCGAUGCACAGCUUGGAUCCGACGAUAGAGGGCGCUGUGAAACUAAUGUCGACUUAGCAAACGAGCUAAAAUUAAUACGCGAGCAGUUGACUACUAUUGCCCGCGAAAUGGUAUCUUUUCGCCAGGAAAUCACUAACAUUAAUUCUAAUGUUAGUGAAAUAAGUAACAGGGUUAGCGACGUCGAGAAAAGGAUCGCAUGUCUUGAGGAGCAGGCAACUAACUUGACGAGUCAACCUGGAGGGUCCAAGGUCGAAGAUAGCGUAGCGGAGUUAAAGUGUCGACUUAACGAGCGUGAUCAAGAAUUACUUUUAAACGAUUUGGAAAUAUCUGGUGUAAUAGAACAGAAGGGCGAAAACCCCUUGCACCUCGUCACUAUGCUUGCGGCUAAAAUUGGCACUGAAUUGGAUGAGCGCGAUGUUGUAAGUGCAAGGCGUAUAGGCAUGCGCCGUGAGGAAAUACCAGGCAGCGGUGACAAGCGGAGGCCGCGUCCCGACCCUAAGAUUUUGACAGAAGGCACGGCCCAAGGAUCGGUCCUUGGCCCGUUGCACUUCUUAUCUUAUGUCAACGAGUCUGAAACACAGUUCCUGUUACCAAUUCGCAGACGAUACGUGUCUUCUCGUAUCGGGUAA
This is a messenger RNA of Parnassius mnemosyne (clouded apollo), 861 nucleotides long. The record is from the annotation of a GenBank genome assembly. NCBI's taxonomy places the organism in Eukaryota, Metazoa, Arthropoda, Insecta, Lepidoptera, Papilionidae.